This is a messenger RNA of Durio zibethinus, 7433 nucleotides long. Its product is annotated as E3 ubiquitin-protein ligase PRT6-like. The record is from RefSeq and is a predicted model, not a curated record. Gene Ontology annotation, molecular function: zinc ion binding; ubiquitin protein ligase activity. NCBI's taxonomy places the organism in Eukaryota, Viridiplantae, Streptophyta, Magnoliopsida, Malvales, Malvaceae. Gene Ontology annotation, biological process: protein ubiquitination; ubiquitin-dependent protein catabolic process via the N-end rule pathway. Gene Ontology annotation, cellular component: ubiquitin ligase complex; cytoplasm.
CCGAGUCAGAACCGAAAGUUUGAAACAACUUCACAAAAAAAGUCCAAAACCGGAUGAACUAAAAAAGAAAGCAAAAAAUAAAAGGAAAUUAUUAUCCAAACAGAGGGCAGCAAGAACACGCUAUCCCUCCAAAGAUUAUUCCCGACGAUCUUCAACCACCGCCAUAUCAAAGGAAGGAAAGCAGUAAGAGAUAUAUAUUAUUUAUAUAAAUAAAGAAUUAAAGAAAAAUAAUAAUGAGAAGAAUCGAAGGGCCUAUUUGGUUCACUGAUCGCCGACAAUGACCGAUUAGAAAAAUGACUGGGAAUUGGGAAUGAUUCAGGGCUUCUGAAAUUAGGGUUUUGUUUGGAAAUUUGAUAAAAUUCGUGGAAGAAGUAAACCUGGGGAGUGAAGAAGGCUCCAGAUUAGGGCCGUGUUUGUCUUGCGCCGAUUGGCUGCUUCGUUUCUGCCACUUAAUUUUCCGUCAUAAAAUGGAAUCGCCUUCAGAUUCGCCGCCGCUUAAGCCUCAUGAUCGAGUUGUAAAGAGGAUAGCUGCUUUAAGGAUUCCAGUGGAGUACCUUGAUAGGAGUUAUAAGGGGAUGGUUGAUUUUGUUAUGGCUAAUGGAUUACUGUUGCCAGCAGUAGUUUACGCAAUCUUACCUACAGAUGAAGAAGUGGCGGAGUAUAUACAGGAUGCUAGGUUAAAUUCUAAGAAAUUGAUGUUGGAAGCUUUGAAAAAUCAGUUUCGAGAGAGUAUGGUUUGGUUGCAGUGGCUGAUGUUUCUGGGUGAGCCGGUGAAUGCUUUGAGCAACCUAGCAAAAUUGAGUAUUGGUCAACAUGGUGUUUGUGGUGCAGUUUGGGGAUUGAAUGACAUUGCAUAUAGGUGCCGGACAUGUGAGCAUGAUCCAACUUGUGCUAUUUGUGUUCCUUGUUUCCAGAAUGGGAAUCAUAAGGAUCAUGAUUAUUCUAUUAUUUAUACGGGUGGUGGUUGCUGUGAUUGUGGGGAUGAAACGGCAUGGAAACGUGAGGGUUUUUGCUCAAAGCAUAAAGGUGCUGAACAGAUUCAACCACUUCCUGAGAACUUAGCAAUUUCUGUUGGCCCAGUGCUUGAUGCACUCUUUGUUUGUUGGAAACACAAGCUAUUCUCUGUGGAAGGUAUCUUUCAGGAAAAUAUGAGAGCAAGUGAUCAUGGUGCUGAACAGAGGAAGGUUGCAAAUGAGCUAACAUAUGUGGUUGUUGAGAUGCUUUUAGAAUUUUGCAAGUGUAGUGAGAGUUUGCUCAGUUUUGUGUCUAGACGGGUGAUUUCUUCAGAUAGUUUAUUGGAUAUUCUGGUCAGAGCAGAGAGAUUCUUAGGUGAUGGUGUUGUGAAGAAACUCCAUGAACUGCUCUUGAAAUUGCUGGCAGAGCCUUUCUUCAAAAAUGAGUUUUCUAAAGCAUUUUUAAGCUAUUACCCUACUGUUAUAAAUGAAGCCAUAAAAGAGGGCAGUGACGACAUUCUCAAAAAUAAGUACACGCUAAUCUCAACUUUCUCUGUCCAAAUCUUCACAGUCCCAACCCUUACCCCUUGUCUGGUGAAGGAUAUGAACCUACUGGACGUGCUACUGAAAUGCUUGGGAGACAUUUUUAUUUCUUGCGCUCGGGAAGAUGGCCGUUUGCAGGCUGCUAAGUGGGGAAGUUUGUAUAACGCCACUAACCGUGUGGUUGGAGAUAUUCGGUUUGUUAUGAGCCAUGAUGUAGUCUCCAAAUAUGUGACCCAUGAGCAGCAGGACAUCUCGAGAACUUGGCUAAAGCUUUUGGCUUUUGUGCAAGGGAUGAACCCUAUAAAGAGGGAAACUGGCCUCCAUAUAGAUGAAGAAAAUGAUUAUAUGCCUUCGCCUUUUGUUUUAGGCCAUUCUAUUGCCAAUAUUCACUCCCUUCUGGUGGAUGGGGCAUUUUCUGUUGCUGCAAGUGAAGGGGCAAGUGUUCUUUCUUAUACUUAUGAGCAAGAUAUGGAUGAUGGAGAUAGCAUGAGGCAUGCAAAAGUAGGAAGGCUAUCCCAAGAGAGUUUUGUUUGUAGUGUAACAGAAAGGACUGUGUCAAAGGUUACUGAAGUUGGAUCUGAUUCCACAUCUCAUCUUUUAAUUCCUUCCUCUGUAAUCUGGCUCAUACAUGAGUGCUUAAGGGCUAUGGAGACUUGGUUGGAAGUUGAUGACGGUGUCGCUGCAGCUCUUCAGCAUAUAUCCUCUCCAAAUAGUAGUGGCAUUCCUGAAAGCAGUUUUUUAGGAAUAAAGAAAACAUUAUACAAAAUUAGAAAAGGAAAAUAUUUCAGUAAAUUAACUGGUUCAAGUGAAAAUCAUAGCUCACAAUCUUCAUCACCAGUGUAUACUGGACAUCAAGCAAGUAAUGACAUGGAGAUUGCUGAAAAUUUAAGCUCAGAUGCUAAAACCUUUUCAGCUGAAAUUGAUCCACCCACAUGUGGUUCUAUAGGUUUGGGUGUCAGUACCAUGGAGACAGACAGUGGUACACGACUAGCUAUGCUACGUAUUCUGAGUUUGUGCGAAUGGCCUGAUAUUAUUUAUGAUGUUAGUUCGCAAGAGAUAUCUGUUCACAUUCCAUUACAUCGAUUACUUUCCAUGCUUCUGCAGAAGGCAUUAAGAAUGUUUUAUGGUGAAUCUGUAAUGCCAAACAUGACAAAUGCUUGUUCUGCAACUUCAUUAUCAGCAACUUAUGCAGAUUUCUUUGGCCACAUCCUCAGGGGCUGCCAUCCAUUUGGGUUCUCUGCCUCUGUUAUGGAGCAUCCCUUACGGGUUAGGGUAUUUUGUGCUCAAGUUAUUGCUGGGAUGUGGCGCAAGAAUGGGGAUGCUGCCCUAGUAUCUUGUGAGUGGUACCGCUCAGUUUGCUGGUCUGAACAAGGUUUGGAGCUUGAUUUAUUUAUGCUGCAGUUUUGUGCUGCAGUAGCUCCUCCUGAUCUCUAUGUUAAGAGAAUUGUAGAGCGCUUUGGGCUAUUAAACUACCUUUCUCUAAGUCUUGAAAGAUCAAACGAGUAUGAGCCAGUUCUCGUUCAGGAAAUGCUCACUCUAAUUCUGCAAAUUUUACAAGAAAGACGAUUUUGUGGACGCAAUACAGCUGACAGUCUGAAAAGAGAGUUGAUUUGUAAGUUAGCCAUUGGAGAUGCUACUCAUAGUCAACUGGUGAAAUCUCUACCUCGCGACCUUUCUAAGUUUGACAAGCUUCAAGAAAUUUUAGACAGGGUUGCUUCAUACUCUAAUCCAUCAGGCUUUAAUCAGGGAAUGUAUUCAUUGCGUUGGGCCUAUUGGAAGGAGCUGGAUUUAUACCACCCUCGUUGGAACUCAAGGGAUUUGCAAGUUGCAGAAGAAAGAUACUUGCGUUUCUGUGGUGUCUCUGCAAUGACUACUCAGCUGCCUAGGUGGACAAAAAUAUAUCCUCCUCUUGAGGGAGUCGCUAGAAUUGCUACAUGCAGAGUGACACUACAGAUUAUUCGUGCAGUGUUAUUUUAUGCUGUUUUCACUGAAUCACGUGCUCCUGAUGGUAUCCUUAUGACCGCAUUGCACUUACUUUCAUUGGCAUUAGACAUCUGUUUACAGCAGAAUGGGUCCGGUGACGUGGAACGUCAUAUAGGAUAUUCAAAUUCUAUGCUAUCUUUUGCCGGUGAAGAAAUUAGUGAAUCAUUAGACUUCACUGCUGGCAAACAAAGUUUGUUGUCACUUCUUGUUGCAUUAAUGAGAAUGCAUUGGCAAGAUAAUCAAAACAACUAUUUGGAAUCCAGCAACUUCAGUUUUUCUCCUCUGAUUGAAAAUUUAUUAAAAAAGUUUGCUGAAGUUGAUUCCCAUUGCAUUGCCAAACUGCAACAACUUGCCCCCGAAGUGGUCAGCCAUCUAUCAAAAUCUAUUCCUAUUAGUGAUAGGAGUACAAAAGGUUCAGCCUCCAAUAGUGAGAUGCGUAAGGCGAAAGCUCGCGAAAGACAAGCUGCUGUAUUGGCUAAAAUGAAAGCAGAGCAAUCCAAAUUUUUGUCAAGCAUCAAUUCCAAUGCUGAUGAUGAUUCAAAAUCUGAAGUAGAAAUGUCUAAUUCUGAUACUGAACAUGAAAUAUAUGGUGCUGUGCAAGAUAGUUGCUCUCUUUGCCAUGAUCCUACUUCCAAAAGUCCUGUUUCUUUCUUGAUUCUUCUCCAAAACUCUAGGCUUUUGAGCUUUGUUGAUAGAGGUCCCCCAUCAUGGGAUCGAGGGUCAGACAAGGAGCAAGGUUCUUCUAUUCCCACAAAUAGGGUGACCGAUCAGUUUGGAUCAAAUGGCUCUUCCAGCAAUUCAGGAUUGGCUUCUCAAUCAGCGCAUUUGACCGAAAAUCCUGUUGUUGAGACUGCCAGUAAUGAGCAUCGGCGACGUAGUGAAGUAAAUUCCAUUCUUGAGUUUGUCAAGUCUAGGUUUCCUCUGGUGAGGAGCAUUCAAGCACCCUUAACUUCUAGUGAUGUGAGGGGCAGUACUGUAUAUAAUUUGGAGACACUGGAAGAAGACAUGUACUUAUGUAUUUGUAAAGAAAUGUGUGAUACUUUAUCAAGCUCAAGCUUUAAAAAGGAUGAAGUAUCCUCUGCUCCUGAAAGUUCUCCAGAAAGCAGGGGUACUGAAUCUGACAUUCUUGGGAAAUGCAUUGCUGCUGUUUCAAGUGAGACAAGUGAAAACUCUUUGGGUUGUAAAAACAUUAAUGGUGACAUGGAGUUGAUAGAAUCUACUUCACAGCCUCUUGUUUAUGAUGGAUUUGGCCCCUUAGAUUGUGAUGGGAUUUAUCUUUCUUCCUGUGGGCAUGCUGUACAUCAGGGUUGUCUUGAUCGCUAUUUAUCAUCGCUGAAGGAAAGAUAUGUUCGAAGAAGUUUCUUUGAGAGGGCACAUAUUGUGGAUCCAGAUCAGGGAGAGUUUCUGUGUCCUGUGUGUCGUCGACUAGCAAAUUCUGUCUUGCCUGUGGUCAAUGGGACUUUCCAGAAAGCUGGAAGACAGCCUAUGACUGCAACUGUUGAUCCAGUGCCUGCUUUAGGUUCUCCAUCUGCAAAAAAUAAAGAAACCUGUCCCCUUCUGCUUCAGCAAGGGUUAUCUCUUCUAAAAAUCGCUGCCAAGGUGGUUGGGAAGCCUCAUUUCUUUGAAGCUCUUUCUCUUCAAAGAAAAGAAAGAACAAGUCAGAAUCUUGAACCUAUAUCUCGUGUGCUGUCUAAACUGUAUUUUUCAAAACAGCAGGAUAGGUUCUUAGGAUCUUCGAGGUUAAGCCACCCAAUGAUUUUAUGGGAUACUCUUAAGUAUUCUCUUAUGUCAACAGAAAUUGCUGCUCGAAGUGGAAAGACUUCUAUGGCCACAAAUUAUACUCUUACUUCUUUAUAUAAGGAAUUUAAAUCCUCUAGUGAAUUUAUAUUUUCCUUGUUGCUAAGAGUUGUACAGAACCUGUGCAGUACAAAUUCUCUUCAUGCUCUUCACAGAUUCAGUGGUCUCCUACUGUUUGCUGAGUCUAUUUGCUCCGGGGUUUCCUUUGAUUACCACAGCACCAGACAUAGACAGGAAGAUAAACCCCUUCGUAUCUUGAACCAUGAUGAUAAGGAAGCAUUAAAACCUGAUAUUCAGUUUUGGAAUCGGGCAUCUGAUCCUAUUCUUGCUCGUGAUCCUUUCUCAUCAUUGAUGUGGGUUCUCUUCUGUCUCCCAUGCCCAUUUAUAUCAUGUGAGGAGUCGCUGUUAUCCCUUGUGCAUGUCUUCUAUGUUGUCACCAUGGUUCAGGCUGUAAUUACAUGUGGGACACAUGGUUUUAACAUCAAUGAGUUAGGUUCCCGUCACUGCCUUAUUACUGAUAUCUGUGGGAUUCUUGGAGGGUCUGAUUGUGCUCGGUGGUAUUUUGUAUCAAAUGAUCUUGACCUUUCUUGUGAUAUUAAAGAUAUGAUCCGAAGAUUGAGUUUCCCUUACUUGCGGAGGUGUGCAUUGUUGUGGAAAUUGCUUAAGUCUUCUGCCCCAGCACCAUUCUGUGAUAGGGAUAGCAUGUGGGAGUCAUCUUAUGUGAUGAGUGAUAUGAUGGAUACAAAUGGAAGUACUUUAGUGGAUCUUAAUGAAGUACAAGAACUGGAGAAGAUGUUUAAGAUUCCUCCUAUAGAUUUUGUUCUUGAGGAUGAAGUCUUGCGAUCAUUUGCAUUAAAAUGGUUUCAUCAUUUCCACAAGGUAUAUGAAGCCUGUAGUUUCCAAAAUGUUUUCUACUGCAAUCCUGCAGUUCCAUUUAAGUUGAUGAGUCUGCCUCAUGUUUAUGAAGACCUAGUGCAAAGGUAUAUAAAGCAGUGUUGCCCUGACUGCAAAGCUAUGCUUAAUGAGCCUGCAUUAUGCCUGUUGUGUGGUAGAUUAUGCUCUCCUAGUUGGAAACCCUGCUGCAGGGAGAGUGGAUGCAUGGCUCAUGCAAUGACCUGCGGUUCUGGUAUUGGUGUAUUUCUGUUGAUAAGGAGAACAACAAUCCUGCUACAAAGAUGUGCACGUCAAGCUCCUUGGCCAUCUCCAUAUUUGGAUGCAUUUGGUGAAGAGGAUAUUGAAAUGCUUAGAGGAAAACCAUUGUACUUGAAUGAGGAACGUUAUGCUGCUCUAACUUACAUGGUUGCUUCUCAUGGCCUUGAUAGGAGUUCAAAGGUUCUCAGCCAAACUAUCAUUGGUACCUUAUUCAUGGUUUAGUUUGGUUUGAUGACCAAGGUGGCGAUGUAUUUGAAUUGGAUAAUUAUCAUUAAGUGCAUAGAAUGGUUAUGCGAAACUGAAGUUUGCCAGUAUCCAUAAAUUAUUGUGCAAACUAAGUUAGGGAUCUUGGUUUUGAUGUUGGCAUGUGGCCAUUGUGGCUGGACAUUCUGCUAAUCAGGAACAUAGAAUAUGUUAAUGGAAAUGAUGCAUGCAUAAGCUGCUAAGAUUCUUCUCCCACAUUUGAUCCGGCCACUUUUGCUAUUCUCUUCCUUGUCUUGCAUUCCGUCAAUGUAUGGUUAGAUCGAAGAAACCCCCAGCAAGUAUGAGUCCCAAGCUUUGAUCCAUGAGUCUUCAGUUAAACAUCUUCUGGCAUAAAGAGAAUGGUUUGAGACAACAUAGUGGGACAACAUUUUGAAUUUUUUUUUUUUUUUAUAAUUAUUUCUUCGUUUUCUCUUUAUUUCUCUCCUUUGUUUGCCGGGCUUUGGGGAUACAUGAGCUUCCAUCUUCAUCUCCAGGAGAGUGCAGCUACAGUCUCUAAUGUAAAGGGGUUAAAUCAUAAUUUUAUGGGCUUGUAGUAUGUUGUAAAUAGUUGAAUAUUUUCACAUGACAACAGCUCUUCCCUUCCAAGAUUCUGGUUCAAGUCGAUGGCUGCAGCCAUAAGAACUCCAGGUGGCAUAUGGUUUUUUCUUUUUUUUUUUUUUUACAUGAUUGGGAACUUGGAUUGGUUUUGUAAGUGCUUAUAAAUGUGUUUUGACUUUAAUGAAUGGCUUUCCCAAGGUUACU